This is a messenger RNA of Gadus morhua (Atlantic cod), 1598 nucleotides long. It is a transcript of the gene zmat2, whose product is annotated as zinc finger, matrin-type 2. The record is from RefSeq and is a predicted model, not a curated record. Gene Ontology annotation, molecular function: nucleic acid binding; zinc ion binding. Gene Ontology annotation, biological process: mRNA splicing, via spliceosome. Gene Ontology annotation, cellular component: U4/U6 x U5 tri-snRNP complex; spliceosomal complex. Bases 46 to 654 code for a protein of 202 amino acids. The transcript has 6 exons. NCBI's taxonomy places the organism in Eukaryota, Metazoa, Chordata, Actinopteri, Gadiformes, Gadidae.
AUAAAUCAUUUUGCGACAGUCGUAUUUUGUCAUAAGGUAAACAAGAUGGCGUCUGGUAGCGGUUCCAACAACAAUAGUAAGAAUGACUUCCGCCGGAAGUGGGACAAAGAUGAGUACGAACAGAUGGCCCAGAGGCGGCUUGACGAAGAGCGAGAUAAGAAAGAUGGGAAACUGGUGCCCCCAGUCAAGCGGGAACUCCUGCGCCACCGAGACUACAAGGUGGACCUGGAGUCCAAGCUGGGGAAGACCAUCGUCAUCACCAAGACCACGCCACAGGCGGAGAUGGGAGGGUACUACUGUAAUGUGUGUGACUGCGUGGUGAAGGACUCCAUCAACUUCCUCGACCACAUCAACGGAAAGAAGCACCAGAGGAACCUGGGCAUGUCCAUGCGGGUGGAGCGCUCCUCCCUGGACCAGGUGAAGAAGCGCUUUGAGGCCAACAAGAAGAAGAUGGAGGAGAAGCAGAAGGAGUACGACUUUGAGGAGCGCAUGAAGGAGCUUCGAGAGGAGGAGGAGAAAGCCAAGGCCUACAAGAAGGAGAAGAUGAGGGAGAGGAAGAGGAGGGCCGAUGACGACGUGGACUUUGAGGAGGACGACGAGAUGGCGGCUGUCAUGGGCUUCUCCGGGUUCGGUGCCGCUAAGAAGGCGCACUGAUUCAGCCCCCCUAAAGACUUCCCCACUGGGUUCCCCAAUGGGACCAGUGGCUUCGCGUCUUUUGGUUUCUGUCUACCGCUCACUGUGGCUGGUGUGGGCCCCCAUGUUCUGCAGCCAGUGUUUUAUCUGUAUGUGAAGCAUGAUUACCGGUUGCUUUCCAAAAUGUCUGGUAGGUUCUUGUAUGUGGAUGGCUGUGAGGAACGUUUAUUAGCGAAGUACCAAAUGUCCAGGUUUAUUCGAACAUGAUCGAGUUGUUUUUUGUUUUGUUCUUAUGGAUAGGAUCAGCUAUCUUGUGCGGUCCAAGGUCGGUGUGUAAAUUAAUUUGAUGGCGAGGCUCUUGUCUGACGCUGGCUCAAUGCCCACAUCAGUUUCAUCAUGACAGAUGUUGACCUUUGACCUCGUAGAGACCCCUUCGCCCUUUUUGUAGUUAAUUUGUCCAUCGCACGUCCACUCAUCACUCAUUGUAGUGACUUCUAUGUACACCGAUCUGCAUUUAAACUCGAGGGGCUGAUGUCAAAGCGUCCCUCUCAGCUUGUUCGCCUGCAGGCUGUCUGAGGGGGCGGGGCCUGUGCUGCCGCCCUUGCACGCGCUCUAUGGACCUCUCGCUUCUCAUCCAAUGGCAGCAGAGGCUGGUCUCCUCCCUCCUCCUCCUCAGUGUAGAACAACAAGCACCUUCGCGUCACUCAAGUGCUGAGUUGGCUGAACAGAGGGAAAACUUGUUUCAAAGUUUGACGUUUUUUGGGGGUCGGUCAAAUGGAAAAGUCAUUUAUUGGAGCUGAAAUGAAAUCUGCUUAACUGAACAUUUGAUCUGCUUAGUAAUGAAACCUUUUAUUUGUUGUAUUUCCUUUUGUCAUUUGAGUUUAAAUAGUGAAGUGGUGCCCCUAUGAGUGCUAAUGGACUUCUUUAUAACUUUUUAUAAAUAAAUCUCAUGUUCCCAGGUCAAA